AUGGCAGCACCAGUGCAGCUGGCAUCUUUCAGCGUGGCUUUCAUCUCCACCCUUCUCCUGGUUGCAGCCACUUGGACUGAUUGCUGGAUGGUGAAUGCUGAUGACAGCGUAGAGGUCAGCCACAGGUGUCGAGGGCUUUGGAGGGAGUGCAUCAGCAACUUGAAGGACGGCAUCAGGACCUGUGACCUGUAUGAUUCCAUUUUAGCAGAACAUCCCCUGAAAAUCGUGGUGACUCGGGCCUUGAUGAUUACAGCAGACAUCCUGUCGGGCUUUGCCUUGGCUCUGCUGGUGUUGGGUCUCGACUGUGUCAAGUUCCUUCCAGACGAGCUGUCAAUCAAGCAGAAGAUGCGCUAUUCAUCCGGAUUGGUGCUUGGAUUCGGAAGUGUCCUCGGUCUUGCGGGCUCGAUAUGGUAUGCCAUUGAUGUCUACCUGGAGAGGGUCAGGUUCCAUAGUGUGUUUUUGGGAAUCCAUUAUGACUUCGGCUGGUCCUGCUGGCUAGGAAUGGCAGGGUCCACAGGAAAUCUCCUGGCAUCCGUCUUACUGACUCGCUGCCUUUGUGCCACCACAGCAGAUGCAACUUCUACCCGGAGACUUCAAGGGCUCAUGUUCCGUUCCCGGGCGGCCACCUGCAAGAUGUAUGCUGUCGCUUCUCAAGUGUGA
Messenger RNA from Eublepharis macularius, 660 nucleotides. Its product is annotated as claudin-16-like. The transcript has 5 exons. Gene Ontology annotation, biological process: cell adhesion; bicellular tight junction assembly. Gene Ontology annotation, cellular component: bicellular tight junction; plasma membrane. The record is from RefSeq and is a predicted model, not a curated record. NCBI's taxonomy places the organism in Eukaryota, Metazoa, Chordata, Lepidosauria, Squamata, Eublepharidae. Gene Ontology annotation, molecular function: structural molecule activity. The coding region runs from base 1 to 660 and encodes 219 amino acids.